Seminavis robusta is the source of this 882-nucleotide messenger RNA. NCBI's taxonomy places the organism in Eukaryota, Bacillariophyta, Bacillariophyceae, Naviculales, Naviculaceae. The record is from the annotation of a GenBank genome assembly.
AUGGCAUCUAACAACAACAACAACAAUCUCCAUGACCCAAUCACGGAAGCAGCUGUGGUGACUGUCUCGUCAUCCCCAGCUGACAGCGAAGCGUCGUCUGAAGCAACGAUGACUUGCCAGUUGGCGAGUGGACAGGUUUGCAUUUGUCACUCCUGUGAAGAUGUCAGGGCUCGUCUGCUAUCGGAAACAGCCAACAAGAGAAAGGCACCGCCGGCUGCCACGAUUAUCACUACUACAGGCAACGGAGAGGAAGCUGAUGAUAAUGAGGAUGCCAACAAGAAGAAAAAGUCAAAUACACUACAACCAGAUAAUCCAGAACUUGUCCAUCAAAAAAUGACGGCGGCUUGUCAGACCAUACUAGAAUGCAUUGGAGAAGAUCCCAAUCGAGAGGGUCUACUCAAAACACCCGAUAGAUGGGCCAAAGCACUCAAAUUCAUGACCAAAGGAUAUCAGCAAGAUGCAAAAAAAAUCCUCAAUGGAGCCAUCUUUGAAGAAAAUCACGACGAAAUGGUCGUCGUCCGAGACAUUGAUAUUCAUUCACUCUGCGAACAUCACAUGGUCCCAUUCACGGGACGUGUACACAUUGGAUACAUUCCCCAGGGAAAAAUUCUAGGAUUGUCCAAACUGGCACGCAUUGCCGAAAUGUUCUCCCGCAGACUGCAAGUACAGGAACGACUCACGCGACAAAUUGCCGAUGCCAUUGUCGAAGCGGUACAACCAAGAGGCGUCGCCGUCGUCGUCGAAUGCACACACUUUUGCAUGGUCAUGCGAGGAGUACAAAAGGUUGGAUCCAGCACCGUCACUAGCUCGGUACGAGGGAUCUUUCGUGAUGACCCAAGGACUAGAGCCGAGUUUUUUAGUAUCGUUGGCCAUGGAAAAUAA